Molecule: messenger RNA, 1644 nt
Organism: Cladocopium goreaui
Lineage: Eukaryota; Dinophyceae; Suessiales; Symbiodiniaceae
Source: the annotation of a GenBank genome assembly
AUGGAGCACGAUUGCCCAGAUGGUUCCACUGCCAUCAUUGCUCUGGUUCUGGGAACGGACUUAUUCAUUGCCAAUCUGGGUGACAGCGGCGGCGUGCUGUGCGGCGACGUUGUGACACCCUUUGCGUUUCCAAAUCACAAACCCGGUUCUGCAGUGGAGAAGAAACGCAUUAGUGAAGCAGGUGGCUAUGUGCUGGAAUUGGGCGGCACAUUGCGAGUAGUUCAUCCGGAUUUUCAAGAGCGCUUGGCAGAGCUUCAAGCCAAAAGUGCCUCUGGAGUCACUGGAGACUGGCCGCAAGCGCUGUCUCUCAGUCGCGCAUUCGGUGACCGGGACUUUAAAAACUUAUUCGAUGGGUUUCAACGUGUGGACUUGGUGAGCUGCUCUGCAGAUGUAAAACAUUUCCAGCUGGCCAGGGGCCAUGGUGCAAUAGUGCUCGUCUCUGACGGUGUCACAGAUGUGCUGCCGCUAGAGGAUGUGUCGCAGCAUGUGAUGCGCCACACUGAUGCAGCGGCGGCAUGUAAGGCAGUGUGCAAUGAGUCGUUCCGCCGCUGCACUGGUGACAAUGUCACUGCACUGCGCCGUGCAGUCGAGCAGCAACAGCCUCCCGCCCUGCGGGAAGCGCUGGCAGAGGCCAAGUUUAGCGUGGUUACGGCUGUUGCUGCAGGCAGCGGAUGGGAACUUAUCGAGUGGGCUCACGACAAGUGCCGGGAAUUGGAGCAUGAGGCUUGGAAGAAGAGUAUGCAACACGCAGCGAUGGAUGCUUUGCAGCAUGUCCUGGAGCAACCGAAGGUCUCAGCUGAGACGUUGUCAGAUGCUUGUGAGCAAGCUUGGCAGGCGGGAGUUCAAGCCGAAGCGCUGGAGUCUGCACAUGAGGAGUGUGGCCGGCGACGGCUUCGUCAGGCUGCGGAAGAGGCGCUGCUCUCAACACUUGGUGAACGAAGUUUUUCCGCGGAUUUCAUGGAGCAGCUGCAGCAAGUGGUAAAGCAAGCAGAGAAGGCGGCAGUUUCAACUGACCUCUUGAACUAUGCCCUUGGCCGACUAGAGGAGCUUCGUGAUCACACGUCUCGACCUGAGCAGGGUGUGCUCUGGCGACCUCCUCUCAUUGGCCCUGGCACUGGUGCAGCGUUGCCCGAACGACUGGUAUCCAAUGCAAUGUACACGUUGCUGCAUGCACAGAUGGUGGUAUCCCUGCGAGACACUUUCGGCCCUGAUGGGGCAGAAGACAAGUUGAGAAGACUCGGAUUUACGACUGGUGUCCGGCUCAUAACCCGCCUGGCAGGGUCACGCUUUCCGAUGACCAACGAGCGCAUGAUCAUGAAGUACGUUUGCAAGGAGCUUUGGACAUACCUGUUCCAUCAGCCUGCUAGCAGACUGCAGGCAGACAAGCAUGGUGGCUACAUCAUUAUCGAUCAUUCCUUUCGUUGGCUGGAGGGCUUUGCGGGCAGCAGUUCGGAGGUCUCCGAGACACAGCAGCUGGCUUUGCUCCACUUGGCGCUUCCUUGUGGGCUGCUUCAAGGAGCACUCUUUGGCCUUGGCUUAGAACGCAUCAUUUCGGUGGAGCUCGCGUUGCCGCAGGUGACGUUCUUCGUGGCUGGAACUGAAGGGGGUGACAGUGCUCCAACAGAUUCGUCACCGCCAAUGUGA